Molecule: messenger RNA, 945 nt
Organism: Actinia tenebrosa (Australian red waratah sea anemone)
Lineage: Eukaryota; Metazoa; Cnidaria; Anthozoa; Actiniaria; Actiniidae
Product: death-associated protein 1
Biological process (GO): negative regulation of autophagy; apoptotic signaling pathway; cellular response to amino acid starvation
Molecular function (GO): death domain binding
Source: RefSeq, a predicted model, not a curated record
UUAGCUCGUUCUUUCCAGCUGUUUACCCCAGCAAGACUUCGACUUGGACUUAAAAAACAGUAUUUCGAUACAACUUUCCUAGUUUUGUAGGUUAAAGAAUAAUGUCUUCACCUCCUGAAGAGCAAGAACUAAAGGGUGGUCACCCUCCUGCAGUUAAAGCUGGAGGUAUGAGAAUUGCUUCCAAGCAUCACCACACAAGUCAACCACCACCUGAAACUCCAGAGGAGAAGGCGGAAAAUGAAGAAUUUGCUGAGCCAAAGGAAAGGGACAACACCAAGCUGGUAGUUUCAGGAGUAAUAGCCAAGGGGAAUGCAGAUUUCACCCCGGAAGCUGCAAAAGUGGCACAUGUAAAACCAGUGCCGCAACAUGAAAAAAGGCCACCAGGUGCAGGCGGAAAGGGAGCUAAUAUAUCAAUUCAACAACCAAGAAAAAAUUGAGUUCAGAUAGUUAGAUUGAUCACAGUAUAUUUACUCAUUAAAAAAUUUUGUUUGUUUUAUUCUGAUUUUGAGUUCUUAGGAUGUGAUGAUUAAAAUGUGAUUCAAAUAUAAAACUUUCCCUAAAUAUUCCAAAAUAUAUCACAAAUAUUUAUGCUAAACAGAGUGAAGUUCUUAUUGCGAUUUUUUUUAGUUGAUAGUACUGUUUCUAGUAAAUCGAGGGCACCUUUCAAAAAAUAUCAUCAGUUUAAAAAUGUAACAUCCACACUGAAAUGUGUAAAAUUUCUUUAGCUUUUACAUGGAACUUUUAAAAAUAGACACCAACCCCUAAAUGCACCUGUAUUAUCAUCCCUAGAGAUUAAUCCCCAGAAUAGUGUGUUUCAUAAAAUGUUCUUUGUUUAGGAAUCAAAAGAUACAAUAUUAAUAAGUGUAGAGUACUGUAUUAAAGUCCUACUUCAUUUGUUAUGAUCUGUAUUGAUCUGUCUUUAAAAAUAAAAAGUUACAUAGUAAA